CAGUAGUCGGUUGGCAAUGCCAUCGUACAUUCCGGCUAAACAUAAAGUUACAAGGCGUCUGCUGUAGUCGCUCUUGUUUCGGAAGAUAAACAGAUGGAUUCUACAGGAGGAGAUGUAGGAGCCACUCUGUCUGGAGAAAUAUGUAUCAAAGAAGAGCCUAUGCAGAUAUCAGCUGACACAUGCGGGAAACCAUCAGAAGAAACUGAACAGAACAACACUAAAGAAGAAACUGUUAUAUCAGCUGACAUAUGCGGGAGACCAUCAGAAGAAACUGAACAGAACAACACUAAAGAAGGAACUGUUAUAUCAGCUGACAUAUGCGGGAGACCAUCAGAAGAAACUGAACAGAACAACACUAAAGAAGGAACUGUUAAAAUGGAAAUUCCUGAAGUUCUUACCAUACGUGAUUUCAAAUUACAUGUUAAGAGAAAGGUUGGAGCAAAAAACGAAGCCAAAAGAGUUGAUUUGGUUAGGCCUGUCCAAUCACGUUCACAUUUGACUCCAAAAAAGAGGAAAUUGGAAGAGAGGUACAGCUUAGAGGAAGCAGCAUAUGAAAUUAUUAGAAGAGAGUAUGCUCGAGUGAAAUCUGAUGAAUAUUCACACUUUGGCAGAUUAAUUGCACAGAAAUUGAGGCGGCUCAAGUCUGAAAGGUUAAAAAAGGUGGCACAAGUGGAGCUCCUAAGGAAAUUAUUAGAAAUUGAGAGAGAGGACAUGGAGGAAGACAAUCGUUAAUGUGGACGAUACUUCCUUUACUGUAAUGAUAGACUGUGUGUUGUAUGAGGUAUCCUAAUUUAUUUUAUUUUUGAUGUUUAUAAAAAAUUCUGUAUGUGUAUAUGUUGUUGAAAUAAUGUUUUUAUAAAAUAAAGUAGGAGUUACCUAA
Schistocerca piceifrons (Central American locust) is the source of this 880-nucleotide messenger RNA. RefSeq lists its product as uncharacterized. The record is from RefSeq and is a predicted model, not a curated record. NCBI's taxonomy places the organism in Eukaryota, Metazoa, Arthropoda, Insecta, Orthoptera, Acrididae. Bases 94 to 732 code for a protein of 212 amino acids. The transcript is spliced from 8 exons.